CUUGAAGAAAUAUGCGGAAAGCAGUUGUUGGAAUUUAGGAAAAUCAGCAUGCUUAAUUCAGAUUUCUUUUGGAAAAAGAUUAUAAUUUUCUCACGAAUAAUUGUCAUUCUGAUUUUGACCAGUUUACAUAUUGUACACAUAGCUAUGUGUACUUGAUUUUGGAUUGAGGAAUAUAGAGUUAUAUAUUAAUGCAUUUGUUUCCCAUAACGCUGAAGUAUGCAGACACUGUGUCUAAGUGCAUGCUGCACUGUAGACUCGCGUCGCUAUCCGUGGUGCUGAAUGUUGUUCUAUUAAACGCAGCCAUUUCUCUUGAAAUUUUACAGGAAUAAGGACUUUGCAAUUGCACAGAUUCUUGGAAACAACAAUCUCCUGAAGAGAUAUCCGAUUGGGACUCCUGAACUUUGCUCUAUUUAUUUUCUUAGUACACGAGACAAACUGAUUAUCUCAUUUUACAAAUGUUUGUAUGGACUUUUCAUAUGACUGUAUUUUCUAGGUGAACAGAGCUGCAAUAAGGUUGUGGGUCGCAUGGUGUCGGUAUAAUGACAAACUGUGUUUCUAGAUAUUGCCGUCUUCAGGUCCAACCCUGUUUUUGUCGUUACGUGAAAGGGGCAUGAGCACGAAACUAUCUCCGGAUCAUUCCCAGCGCAGAUUUGGUGAUGGCGCACAGCUGGCAACGGAACAAGGCGGUUUAUGAUUUCUUUAUUACACUACUAUAGAUCGCGGAGUAAACUGUGUCUGUACAUCAUGGAACAAAGCGGACGCCAGGCGUGGAUACGACGAUUGCGGUGCAUCGCCUGUGUGGUGGCUUUGAUGACGUACUGGAGCGAAGCGUCAGCUCAGACGAGAUAUUCCGUCUCCGAGGAUGUGCAAGAAGGAAGUAUUGUUGGAAACCUAGCGAAAGACUUGGGGAUUGAUAAGGCAACGCUGAAAGACAGAGAGUACCGCAUUGUCGGGAGUUCAAUGGAGCCCCUUUUUAAUUUGAAUAAAGACGACGGUGUCCUGUAUGUCAGUAGGAAACUGGACCGAGAGGAGAUCUGUGAACGGAGCGAUACGUGUGUCAUCAACCUCAAAACCGUCCUGGAAAAUCCUCUGGAAAUCCACUAUGUCGCCAUAGAGGUGCUGGACGUGAACGACCACUCCCCUGUCUUUCAGGAGAAAGAGAAACGGCUGCAGAUAUUUGAAUCGACAUUACCGGGAGCGAGGUUCCAGCUCCAGCCUGCGCGCGACCCCGAUGGUGGCCCGUUCUCUGUUCAGCAAUACAAACUGAGUCACAAUGACCACUUUGGUUUGGAAGUUAAGGAGAGAGGCGGAGACCGUAAGAUGCCAUUUCUGAUCUUACAGAAGCAGUUAGACAGAGAGGCCACGAGAGAACACAAGCUCCUGCUUUCAGCGGUUGAUGGUGGGAGACCGGCGAGAUCCGGAACAAUAGACAUACUGAUAGAGGUGCUUGAUGUUAAUGAUAAUCCACCCGCAUUCACGCAAGAUGCAUAUUCUGCUAUUUUAAAUGAAAACACGGCCCCGGGCACGUUAGUGAUCCAGGUUAAUGCGACAGAUGUGGACGAGGGCGCAAACAGCGAAAUCGUCUACUCAUUUGGUAAAGAGGUGGAUGUAAAUGUGCGAAAACUAUUUGACAUAGACCCAGAGACCGGGGAGAUUGCAGUGGUGGGUGCAAUUGAUUUUGAAGAAAAGAAAAGUUAUGAAAUUGACAUCCAAGCCUCAGAUAAGGGCCCCGUUCCUUUGUCCACAGACAAAACUGUGAUAAUACAGGUAAUGGACUUUAACGAUAAUCCUCCACAGAUUGAAGUUACUUCAUUUUCCAAAUCUGUUCCCGAGGAUUGUAGAACUGGAACAACAGUGGCUUUGAUCAGUGUCAAUGAUUUGGAUUCUGGCCUCAAUGGAAAAGUGUCUUGCUUUAUACGCGAGGACUUUCCUUUCGCUGUUUCUCCCUCCUUGCAAGAGAACAUGUACGCCAUUGUGACAAAGUCCAAACUAGACAGAGAAGAAAAGUCUGUUUAUGAGCUUACGGUUGUUGCAAAGGACACCGGUGAGCCACCGCUCUCAUCUGAAAAGACCGUAACUGUCGUUGUGUCAGAUGUGAACGAUAACGGGCCACGGUUUUCACGGAGCCCAUACACGUUUUAUAUUAUUGAAAAUAAUGACCUAGCAGCGCCGAUAUUUUCAGUCAAAGCAUCUGAUCUUGACGACAGUGAUAAUGCGCGUAUUUCAUAUCGCAUUCAGAGGGACCGAGGUGGAGACAAUAUUGGUGUUUUCAUAACUAUUAACUCUGAAAACGGAGACAUCGUGGCGCUAAAAAGUUUCGACUUUGAAACACUGAAAACUUUCCACUUCCACGUUGUUGCGUCAGAUUCCGGAACUCCGUCACUGAGCAGCAACGUCACAGUGAACGUGUUCAUUCUGGAUCAGAACGACAACGCUCCAGUCAUCCUGUAUCCAGUCAGCUCCAACGGUUCUGCUGAAGGUGUGGAGGAGAUUCCCCGCAACGUGAACGCAGGACACUUGGUGACUAAAGUCAGAGCCUAUGACGCUGAUAUAGGAUAUAACGGCUGGUUACUGUUCUCACUGCAGGAAGUGACUGACCACAGUCUCUUUGGUUUGGACCGCUACACAGGACAGAUCAGAACACUUCGCUCAUUCACAGAGACAGACGAGGCUGAGCACAAACUGAUCAUACUGGUGAAAGACAACGGGAACGUUUCUCUCUCAGCAACAGCUACUGUGAUUGUCAAACUCGUGGAGCCCAAAGAGGCUUUUGCAGCUUCUGAUGUUAAGAGUUCAACAAAAGCAGAUGAAGACAACAAUGUGACUUUUUACCUGAUGAUAACUUUGGGCUCAGUUUCAGCACUUUUUCUCAUCAGCAUCGUCGUGUUGAUUUCAAUGCAGUGCUCAAAAUCCUCCCCAGACUAUACUUCUAAAUAUCUACAAGAGACUAAUUAUGAUGGGACACUGUGUCACAGCAUCCAGUACAGAUCUGGAGACAAACGCUACAUGUUAGUUGGACCCAGGAUGAGUAUAGGAUCUACUAUAGUCCCAGGAAGUCAUGCGAACACACUGGUGCUCCCUGACAGGAGGAGGACAUCUGAGGAGCCCAAGGGGCCAGGUUCAGACUGGAGAUAUUCAGCCUCCCUGAGAGCAGGAGGUGUAAUGCAGAGCUCUGUGCACAUGGAGGAGUCCUCAGUAAUGCAAGGAGCCCAAGGGGUCCUGGUUCAGAACUGGCCAACUGCAUCCAGUGCCGCUGAUGCUGAAGGUGGAGAGGUGUCCCCCCCAAUGGGCGCCGGUGUAGACAGCAACAGUUGGCACUUUCGCUAUGGCCCCGGGGGUCCUGGUGCACCCCCACAACACCUGAAGCCUGGCGAGGUUCCCCCAGAGGCCUUCAUCAUCCCUGGCUCCCCCGCCAUAAUAUCCAUCAGACAGAACCAGGGAGGAGAGGACGACAAGAGCGAUUUCAUCACCUUCGGAAAGAAAGAGGAGGCCAAGAAGAAGAAGAAGAAGAAGAAGGAGAAGAAAGACAAGAAGGAUAAGGGGAAAGAUGAUGGAGAUGAGUAGAGGUGCGGAAAGAGAAAAUGGCAAAGAAGAAAAGGGCGUUGAUAAAACAGAGGUACCAACCAAAGUCCACUGGGCAAAAAGAAAAUGUGAAAAUUACCAGAGAUUUUUUUAAAUUUCAUUUUAUUACUUAUUUUCACUGAUAACAUUCUAAAGCUCUUUCUGUUAUGAACCUGGCCUUACCAAGAUUUAAUUUGCCUUCAGUCCCUUGCUGAGGUAAAUUGUUGAUCUUGCCUUGAUAAACAAUAAAAUGAUUGAUUUUGCUCCAAGCCCCUAUGUGCCUGUACACCCGGAGUCAACUCAUGUCAGUCAUCCUUUCCGGUAAGGAAGGACCAAUCUUUGCCCUCGUCUAUAAUUUCUCUCCUUUAACCCACUGGGCACGUUGGCACCUCUGUCUUACCCCCUCCCCAACUAUGAUGUGUAAACCAUUCUCCCAGAGAGGAGACAAAUACUUUGUACGAGAACAACAGAAAGCUCUGUGCCAGCCAAGGAAAAGAAGAACGACAUCGAAGACUGCAACAAAUGUAUGCCAUGUGGAGCUGGACACACACCACUUGUAAAUAGCACAGACGAGAGUCACUGAAACUAAGGCUAACAUGACACUGCUGCAGAUUCCUCUGGUAAUUACCAACAGUGUUUCCUAAGAUCUCAAAGAAACCACAUGCACACACAUGCAUGCUCACACAUUCUAACACGCAAAAACACAAGAACACCAACUUACCAUGGCAAAGUGGACACGAAAAGCACUUGAGAGAAGGAGGGAAACAAAAAAAGUGAGAAAAACAACUGACAUCAAAGAAAUGUGCUUAAAACUAGACACUGCAAGCUUUUUGACCUGCACAGGCGCCUAUGCGGUGCACAUGUGUACAUCAACUCUCUCAGGAUGGAAGCGGCAUCCUAUGAAAUCACUCUGCAUUUGCUCACUGCAAUUGAAGGACACGGGGAGCCUCAUCUCCAGCCAGAACCCCAACUGAGGAAUGCAGAGAGCCCCUGGAAAGAUGGAGAGAUGGGAAGUUACCUCACAUUCUCCUGAGGAUCACAGAGGGGAGAGUCCAGCUGAGCUGGCUUGUGACUCUACGUUCAGUCAGUGGACUCUGAUAAAACCGAAUACAGAAUAUUAGGAGAGUCUCGAGAUUUUGAUAACACCUUCUCUUAUCCCCCCCCCCUGCUGCAGCAAAAGCUUAAAGCUUUCUGCUUUGAAUGUUUGGUAGCAACCAGUCCUUACCUGAUACCUUGAGUUUACAACUGCUCACCUGCUUGUACUUGCCCCAAGUUACCACGAGCCAUCCUCUCCUCCCCCAGCUGCCUUUUCCCCCACGGUCACCCAUCCCACUAAUUGCCUCUUCAUCUGAUGAUGAAGUUUGUAAACUUAUUCUGUUUUAAUUUAUUCUCUUUAGAGAUUCAUUAUUACAUGCAGUUUUAUUUUUGUUGCUCUUGUUUUCUUCCUCAUGAUUUUAACUGCUUUUCACGCACCAUGCCUACCCCUGUCUACCCUCAGAGACUGCCCCUAACCCCCGCUCUGACCCCCCUCCCCUGCUCAGGAUCAAUCCUGGGAAUGGCCUGCUCUGAACAUUGUGGUGUGCUGGGAACAGCAUGGAGUAAUGUGGAUGAGGCCUGGGGAAGUCAAGACGGGGGUCGACACCCUGAACUCUUGUCAGAUGUCUCUCUAAGUGCAAAACGGUUCAGUGCUUUUAACUUGUGAAUAUGCUGUUCAUUUCCUGUUUGUAGCCACUGAUGAGAGGGGACCAGGUGGGAUGCAGCAGAUUACAGGGGUGGAGGACUAUGACAAAGUCAGGAGACAGGUGCCGUGGGCUGGCCCUCCCCCUCCACGAACAAGAGAAGAAAGUUGAUUGUUUAGGAUCCUUGAGUCACAUAUUAGCUUUUAUGUACGCUGUAAAUGUAAGCGUAGACUUCAAUAGAUUGUCUCAACAUUAGUAAUUGAAACCUGCUUAAAAAAUACGGGCAUCUAGGAUUCCCAUCCCUCAGCCAUAUCCCACCAAUCCUCUCUCAGGAGGUUUUGAAAAAGGCCUGCUCUUGUUGGUCCCCCCCCCCCGCCUGUAACUUGUCGCCACGUCCCCCAAGGUUUGCGGCUAAGUAUGACGUCACUCCAUUAAGUGGCUGCUGCAUGUACUGCUCUAAGGAAACACAUACUAUAUAGAGAAAUAUAUAUAUAAAUAGAUAGAUGGCUCUGAUUUUAUUCUUUUGUAUUAUCAUUUUUCUUCAUUAUUCGCACAGGAGAUAUUUGUAUGUACUUCUGUCUCUGCCAAACAUCUACGUACUACAAUCUUCAUGCUCCACAGAUGUUGUAUGGCAUCCACUGAACCUCUUUGGAUAUUUGUAAAUGCUUUAGUGUGAUACCUUUCAACGCAAGUCUUUUUUUUACUAACUAUGAUUUUUGCUUUUGAGAAUAAGCAAAGCAAGAAAAGGAAAAAAAGAAAAAAAAUCACUCUGUGUCUGGCUUUGACAUGACGAUCUAACUAAAACUGUAAUAUUGUAACUGAAAUAUGUAUGAUCCUAUGAUGAGCUAUCACUUCCCUUUCACUCUUAAAAAAAAUAAAAAAUGACAGAAAAAAAUUGUUGUGUGAAAAAAAGGUAUAUGUAGUAUAUUCUUGUGUUUAGUGAUCAUUCAUGCUGUCAUUCUUUCCCAAUGUAUGGUGGUGAACUAUGGUGGCACUGUGCUGUCCUAAAUGGAUCAGCCCAGAUCUGUGUUAAAACCCUUUUUUUCUACACCCGCUCAUCAAUUGUAACAGUGGAGUAGUGAAUAUCAUUUAUUUCAUUUAUUUUCUGACUUUUUUUAUUUUACCUAAAUGGAUACAGUGGUAAUGUGUUUUGUUUAUAAAUCACUAAUAAAGUUUUCUUUCUUAAAAAUA
Molecule: messenger RNA, 6431 nt
Organism: Scophthalmus maximus (turbot)
Lineage: Eukaryota; Metazoa; Chordata; Actinopteri; Pleuronectiformes; Scophthalmidae
Product: protocadherin alpha-C2-like
Exons: 4
Coding region: 691-3564 (957 amino acids)
Biological process (GO): homophilic cell-cell adhesion
Cellular component (GO): plasma membrane
Molecular function (GO): calcium ion binding
Source: RefSeq, a predicted model, not a curated record